Lates calcarifer (barramundi perch) is the source of this 3633-nucleotide messenger RNA. RefSeq names its product probable nuclear hormone receptor HR38. The coding region runs from base 163 to 1938 and encodes 591 amino acids. Gene Ontology annotation, molecular function: zinc ion binding; nuclear receptor activity; RNA polymerase II cis-regulatory region sequence-specific DNA binding. The record is from RefSeq and is a predicted model, not a curated record. Gene Ontology annotation, cellular component: nucleus; transcription regulator complex. Lineage: Eukaryota; Metazoa; Chordata; Actinopteri; Centropomidae. Gene Ontology annotation, biological process: regulation of transcription by RNA polymerase II; cellular response to corticotropin-releasing hormone stimulus. The transcript is spliced from 7 exons.
AGUGUAUGAAACCCUCAGCGUUGGUCUGACCCAGUGUGUGUGUGCGAGUGUGUUUGAAUGAGUGUAUGUGCUGAAGGCAGCUGGCAGAGGUGACAUUCAUCUGUUUCACUGGUUUGGAAUAAAUGAGAAGCUUCAAAAUCCGGCUAUUUACAUGAACCAGCGAUGCCCUGUGUACAAACCCAAUAUGCAUCCCUGCCCCAUGACACCUACUUCAGCUCUGAGUUUUUGAAUCCUGACCUCAGUGCCAAACUGGUGAUGGACAUCAGUGGCCAAAAGGACCAGCUGUCUACAUCUUCAUUGCCCAGCAUCAACACUUUGGUGGGAAAUGGCUAUGUGGGCGAGUUUGAUGCUUAUUCCUGCAAGAUUACCACCUCUCCUCCCGCCUCUACAGUUCCAUUCAAUCACACUGCGGUAGCUGAAAGCUCUGGCCCUCAGAUGCAGAACCAGGCCUUCAGGCUGGAUGAUCUCCAGGUGUAUGGCUGUUACCCAGGCUCCUUUGCACUCAGCUGCCUCGAUGAAACACUGUCAUCAUGUGGCUCAGACUACUACGGCAGCCCAGUUUACGCUGCUACUUCUCCUCCAACGCCAGGCUUUCAGGCCCAGUCUGCACCUGUCUGGGAUUCCCCCUUCAGCCCCUACCCCUCGGCCCCUCCCUCCUCUGUGGCCGAUAAGGCCGCCAUGGCUCAGCAACUCUCCUUUUUUACCUUCAGCCCCACACCAGAGCAGCACUCUCCCUUGGCGCAUCAUCAGGAUGCUCAGCCAGGCCAGGAAGACCCAUUCUUCUUGCCUCACCAGCAGCAUGUCUCUCCACUUCACUGUCCCCCCAUAUCCCUGGAGCAUGGGCCUCUGGAAACCCCCAGGAUAGCAGAGGGGGCCAUGACUUCUCCUAAAAACCACAACCCAGGGUCUAGUGAGGGCCGCUGUGCAGUUUGUGGCGACAAUGCAUCUUGUCAGCACUAUGGAGUUCGCACCUGCGAGGGCUGCAAAGGCUUCUUCAAGAGAACUGUACAGAAAAAUGCAAAGUACGUGUGCCUUGCCAAUAAAGACUGUCCUGUGGACAAGAGGAGGAGAAACCGUUGCCAGUUCUGUCGUUUCCAGAAAUGUCUUGCAGUGGGAAUGGUCAAAGAAGUUGUUCGCACAGACAGCCUCAAAGGUCGCCGGGGUCGCCUGCCCUCCAAACCCAAGACCGUGGCUGAGGCUUCAUCCACGACCCCCAGUGUCAACAUCAUAUCAUCUCUUGUCAGGGCACAUCUAGACUCAAACCCAACCAUUGGAAAGCUGGACUACUCCAAGUACCAGGAGACAGUGGACAACCUGAAAGAAAAGGAGGAUGCUGGUGACAUCCAGCAGUUUUAUGACCUGCUGACAGGUGCCUUGGAUGUGAUCAGAAACUGGGCUGAAACCAUCCCAGGAUUCACAGACUUCUGCACAGAGGACCAGGAGCUCCUUCUUGAAUCUGCCUUUGUUGAGCUCUUCAUCCUCCGUCUAGCAUACAGGUCAAAUCCAGAGAAGAACAAGUUAAUCUUCUGCAACGGUGUCGUCCUCCACCGACUGCAGUGCGUCCGCAGUUUCGGCGACUGGAUUGAUUCUAUCAUGGAUUUCUCCCACAGUCUUCAUCGCAUGAACUUGGACGUUUCAUUGUUUGCCUGCCUUGCAGCGCUUGUCAUCAUCACUGAUCGCCAUGGCCUCAAGGAGCCCAAACGGGUCGAGGACUUUCAGAAUCAUCUCAUCACUUGUUUGAGGGAACACGUGAGUGGAAACGGAUCAGAACCGAGCAGGACCCAGCCCAACUAUCUCUCGCGUCUUCUGGGCAAACUCCCCGAGCUGAGGACUCUGUGCACACAAGGCCUGCAGCGUAUCUUUUACCUGAAACUGGAGGACCUAGUCCCCCCUCCACCGAUUGUGGAGAAAAUCUUUAUGGAUACUCUGCCGUUCUAAAAAACAAAAAAAAAGAUUAUACACACAGGAGGUGGAAAGCACCUAAUCUGAGGUUUUAUCACUGAACUCUACUGAUGAACCUCCUUCUAUUGCACUGACCUGUGUGCUGACAGACGUCUGACAUUGUUCAAGAGACCAUUAUUUUUCUAACAUUAAGUUUUAAAGCUGAAUAUGGUUCCUGUGUGAGUACUACAUAAAGAUUUAUUUCAGUUCCAUGAAACUGCCAUUGACAGAACUGAAAUGGCAUAAACAGUUCAGGACACAGUUUAUAUAUAUAUUUUUGUGUGCAUUUGUAAAAUGACUUUAUUGCCCUGCUAGAUGUGUGAAUGUUGCUAUGCAGCUAAAAAGGUGGGUAUUUGGGUAGAUGCAAUGCAGUGUUACAUACUCAGAAACACACUAAUUUCUUAAAGAGCAUGUUUUUUUAAAAUAGCUUUUGACCCCACUAAGAAGCUGAGGUUGUAGAUUAGUUGAAAAAGGCAGACAGAAUCACAAGUCCUGUCACAAGAACUGUGGAGUCCUAUUUUUCAAAAGGGAAAUAUUUACUAAUUUCUUUGUAUCACAAAAGAUAGUUCUAGUCAUAAUCGUGCUCCUGUGGAAGGUCUCGGACCAAAGUUUACUCUUAUUUUGAUACUACUAGUUACAAACCUUAUUGCCUUAAGCUAAACAAAAUGUUCCGCCAUAACAACACCUUUUAAAGGCUGAUGCUGGCAGAGCUCCUGUUAUAACCACAUGCCCCUGUAAUAGCAUACCGUUUGGGCUUUUUAGAACAAAAAUGGACUUGUUGAAUUAAACUGCAAAGUGCCUUUUAUAAACCCUCAGUCCGUGAACCACAUUAAGUGACACUAAGUGAAUUUUCAUUCCAAAUAUCACACACAGUGAGCCCUGUUUGUUACAAAAUAUCUCGCCAUCAGAAUUCAUAUAGAACCCAUCACUGAUAAAUAUGAUUUCAGGUCUGUACCAGCUUUUGAUACGAAGUGCCUGAGGCAUGCCAGUGUCAGUACAGUCUGACAAAGUGCGUACAAUACUUGAACACACACUUCACUCUGCUAAACUGGAAGGACAUCAAGUGAUGACAGGUGGUUUAGGAUCUACAAGUAUUAAAUCCUAUUCACAUGUUCCUGAGGCAGUGGAAGUUAUAACUACAGUAGGGCUGUCCAGCUUGAGAUUAAAUCAUGUCAGAGGACAUUUCAGAGUCUCUUUGUAUCCUCCAUUAGAAAAUACUAUUUCUAUUAUGUUAAUACAUGGAAAACCCCCCACUAUGCUUAAAAAUUCUUGAGUAUACAUACAUUUAAUGUUUGACAUCGUUUGGCUGUUACAUGCAGAUACUUCACCCUUCAUGCAUUUGAACCUCAACUCUCUGUGUUUGUAAAAGUCUCUCCUACUGUCUUCCACAUUCUUCUGAAUUGUGCAGUUUUUUUUAUAUGUUGGGGUUUUUUUUUAUUUUCAUCUCAAAAUGAACUAAAGAAAUACAGUAUCUUAAGAAAUCACAAUAAAAUGUGAUGAAAAGAUGAGCAGCUACGAGCACUUCAAACAGUGUUCAAACAGUAUGAAGAAAGUACUUCUUUCUCCUACUGUAUGAGUUUUGUUUGGGACAUGUGUGUGGGCUUAUAUACUGGACUGCCACAGCUUUUGUAAAAUCGUGCAAAAGUAUUGAGAGACAGAGAACAUUUCAUAAUAAAUGUUUGUAAAAGCACA